CGUGAUGCACAUGUGACAUUUAUAGUACGGCGUACAUGUACACAAUAGGCAUAUUGAUAUAAAUCGUGUAAAUAGUUAACAAACGCUCAAAACUACGACAUAUCGGGGUAAGAUAUGUCUGUGCUAGGUGGUAAUCUUGGAGUAGAGUGCCCAGUCUGUAAAGCAAGGCACCUGCCCAUUAAUGGCGGCACACGCGACGUCAAUGCAGGCGGAGUGCAGGUGGGGACUUGUGUCAACUGCGGACACACCUUCAAGUUCCGGGCCGUGACCCCGUACAAGUCCACAAUAUCAUUCACUGUUAAUGGCAAACAGUACACCGUUGGCAAUGAGUACGGGCCCGGUUCCGCUCUCAACGGUUUCCUUAGAGACGAGCGCAUCUCGCCGGGCACCAAGCACAUGUGCUACCAGGGAGGUUGCGGCACCUGCCUCGUGGAGGCAAAACUGUAUGAACCAAUCAGCCAACAGUAUCUCAGCUACGCCGUCAACUCGUGUCUGGUUCCCCUGUAUUCUUGCGAUGGUUGGGAGAUUCGCACCGUGGAGCACAUUGGAAACCUGCGAGCCGGACUCCAUCCGGUACAGAAACAGAUUGCAAAUUACAACGGGUCCCAAUGUGGGUACUGCACGCCUGGACAGGUCAUGAACAUGUUCGCUUUGACAGAGUUCUACGGAUCGAGCCUGACAAAGCAGAAGGUUGAAGACUCGUUUGACGGCGUCAUCUGCAGGUGUACAGGAUAUAGACCCAUACUGGCAGCAUUCAAAGACAUGGCCGCUCCGUCUACUCCAUGCAGUGGAUCUAUAGGCGACAUCGAGGAUUUGAAAGAACGCAGGUGUUCAAAGACUGGCAAGUCGUGCACCGGAAGCUGCUCCGGUCACCAAGCGGUGCCGCUUACGCACCUUGUGUUCGCCGACACCGCCUGGUAUAAGCCGACCUCGGAGGAUGAAAUCACGGCCAUACUGAACGCCAGCAAGGGAAAAACAAUCAGCUUCCUGUUGGGAAACACGGCACACGGAGUCUACGGAGACCAGAGUCCUGAUAAUUUUCAAGUGGUCCUGGAUCUGAGCGGCUUCAUGGAGAUGUACAGUAUAUCGUUUGACUCGGACAUCAUCUUUGGGGCGGGGUUAACGCUCACCAUGUUGAUUGACAUCUUCACGCGCAUGAGCCAGGAACAGGCGUACUUCGGGGAGUGUGCCAGGCUACUAUCCCGAGUGGCGAACUUGCCUGUCAGAAACAGGGCCACGUGGGCGGGUAACCUCGUGAUGAAGUUCAACCACAGGGACUUCCCCUCGGACGUGUACGUCCUCCUGCACGUGCUCAGGGCCCGGGUGUGGACAGGUUUCAUGGGUGACUCAGUGGACAUCAGCAACUUCAUGUCCACGUAUACCAGUGGUAAGCUGGUAUUCGCCUUUGACUACACGGACCUCGAUCAGGACGAGUACAUCAAGUUCUACAAAGUCACGCCGCGUGCACAGAACUCGUACUGCUACGUGACGGGCGGGUUCCGUGUGCGCCUGGAUAAGACGAAUUGGGUUCUCAAGGAGGCGCCUGUGCUUGCCUUUGCCGGGCUGGGCACGCAGUUUGCUCGUGCUACAAAGACGGAAGCAUAUUUGAACGGGAAAAAUAUUUCGGACCCAACUGUCCUAAGAACGGCUUUGGCCACUCUUCAAGGGGAGAUCAUCGCGGAUUCCUCCCCCGCACUGUCGAGUGCAGCAUACAGGACGAAAUUGGCGGUGUCUCUUUUCUACAAGUUCGUGUUGUACAUGGUUGGUGACCGGGCCGGGCAGCAAUACAGGUCGGGGGCCAGUCAGCUGUACUUCCUGCGCCCCAUCUCGUCCGGUCAACAGACGUACGAUACAAACACGAUGGAGUAUCCGGUCACGGAGCCCAUGAAAAAACUGGAAGCAGACGCCCAGGCGACGGGUGAAGCCCUGUACACAGACGACCUCCCGGCAUACCCGGGACAGCUGGAGGCCGCGUUCGUGUUGAGCACAGUCGGGAGCGGUACCAUCCAGGCAAUCGACGCCACCGCCGCUCUGAAAAUCCCGGGCGUCUCCAUGGUGAUAACAGCAAAGGACAUUGUGGGACAGAACAACUGGUUUAUUCCUGGCGUUGGCAUUAUGCAGUAUGAGUUGCUGGCAAGCAGUAAAGUUCUUUAUUGUGGACAACCAGUCGCUAUUGUUCUGGCCAAGGACUACGGGACCGCAUUGGGGGCAGUGUACGCGGUCAAGGUCACCUACACGGCGGUCACUAAGCCCCUCAUUAACCUGAGGGACGCCAUACAGCAGAAGUCCUUCUUCCCGGCGCCUUGUGAUGACCUCAUGGUCGGCAACCCUGAUGACGCUAUCUCGAAGUCCGCGGUGAGGAUAACCGGUGAAAUACAGUUGGGGGACCAGUACCACUUCCACAUGGAGAAUCAGGCAAGCCUGUGCGUUCCCAAGGAGGACGGAAUGGACGUGUUCACCACCACCCAGUCGAUCGACUUCACUCAGACGUCCAUAUCCCAGGUCACUGGCCUCUCCAAAAACAGUAUCAACGUGGAGGUGAAGCGGCUGGGCGGUGCGUAUGGCGGCAAGAUCACUCAAAACUGCUGGAUCGCCGCCGCCUGUGGGCUCUCAGCGUAUCUUAGCAAGACGCCAGUUAAACUGCGGCUCACCCUAGAGGACAACAUGAUGAUGCUGGGAAAGCGAUUUCCAUAUAUUGCCGAUUACGAGGUGGGCGUGACAUCAGACGGGCGACUGAACGGCAUCAAGAUGUAUUACUACGCUGACUGCGGUGCCAAUCCUAACGACAACUCCCUGCCUUUUAUGCAGGCUUGGGCCAACAACGCAUACGCUUGCGACAACUGGUACAUCAAGUGUGUGGCCGUGAAGACGAACAAGCCCAUGAACACAGCCGCCCGCUCGCCUGGCUCGCUGCCGGCAAUCUUCAUCAUGGAGUCGCUGAUGGAGCAAGUGGCCAAGACCCUUAACAAGGACCCCACUGACAUCCGGGUCCUCAACACGUUUUCUGAUGGCGCGGUGGAUCCACUGACGAAGAUGCCGCUCACGAACUGCCUGCUGCAGACCCAGAUUGCCAGUCUUCUCACUGACGUAGACUACCAAAACAGACGGAUCGCCGCAGACGCUUUUAAUCAGUCGAAUCGGUGGAAAAAGAAGGGUCUGUCGGUGGUACCGCUGAAGUUUGGUAUAGACUGGCGCGGUGCGCGCUACGGCAGCCAGGUGUCAAUCUACUGGCCGGACGGUACAGUGGCCAUAACACACGGGGGCAUCGAGCUGGGGCAGGGCUGCAACACCAAGGCGGCGCAGGUUUGCGCAUUCGAACUCGGGAUCCCCAUGGAUAUGAUCAAAGUCAAGGCCACAAAUUCCAACGCUACGGCAAACAGCGUAACCACCGGAGGGAGCAUAACGUCAGAAAAUGUUUGCGCUGGCGUGAUUGAAUGUUGCAAUCAGCUCAACGCACGUUUGGCACCCGUGAAAGCCAAGAUACAGGAUCCAACCUGGCUGAAAAUUAUCCAGAAAUGUUAUGAGGGUGGGGUGGAUUUGACCGCCAGAUACUGGAGGAACCCGGCCCAGACGACGCCGUUCCAGUAUUAUACGUACGGGGUCACCGUGGCGGAAGUAGAUUUCGACGUGUUAACUGGGGAGCACCAGCUCACACGAGUCGACGUGCUCUUUGACUGUGGGCAAAGCGCUAACCCUGCGCUGGACGUGGGUCAGGUGGAGGGAGCCUUUGUGAUGGGCCUCGGGUACUGGCUGACCGAGCAGUGCCGAUAUGAUCCCGACACGGGGGCCCUUCUGACCAACAGCACUUGGGAAUACAAGCCGCCUUCUUCUAAGGACAUACCUGUUGAUUUUCGGAUCAAUCUGGUGAAGAAAAAUCCGAACCCAGCUGGUAUCCUCGGAGCUAAAGGUCGGUGGUUCGACGAUUUUACAGCAGUACAUUUUAUGAAUCGACAUGCGUAAAUAGACAGGUGAAACUGACGUGUAACAAAUAUCUUGACAAAACUUCAAGACUCACUUGCAUUGUUACAUGCUCUAUUUCAGAGUUAAUGCUACUGUGUUUUUUUCAAAUAUAAAUACAUGAUUUCGCUGAUUAAUUAAAAAAAACAAAUACACCUUCCGUCAUGCAGCCACAUAAAUGUAUGUGUUCCAUCAGAACAUCAUAUCUGAUUACAGAUGAGAUCAAGGCCACUGUUACGUAAUAUAGAGACAUUGUUUCCGCUCAAAAACUAAGUAAAAAAUGAACUAUUUUAUUGGAACUACGUAUGCUAUUUUCUGUAUGUCAAGAUCUAGCAUGAACUUGCGACGUGAUGUGGGUUUAAGGUCAAGGUCAAUGUUAGUGGAUGUAGGAUUGUUGGUACUCAAUAACGCUCGAUUGGUUAUUGUCGGCUCGGGUACUACUUACAUGUACCCCGGGUACUCUUAAGUAUACUAACAUGUACCCCGGGUACGGUAAAAAUACUCAAACGUACCCGGGAAUUUUAACGCUAAAUCGGUCGCUGUCGGCUAUUUUUUUGAAAAUAAUUAUGUUCACAUUUAUUGCAAUUUUCUGUUAAAUGGACUCAUUAUUAUCGGAAUUCUUACUAAAAUUUCAUGUUGAUGCAUUUUUGUUUCAAAAGAGAUGUUUAUUUAAGAUAUAUAUUUUACGGCAAUUGGUUGCGCGUCUUACAACAUCGGAUUUUGGCGGGAAUACAACUCGGGUACAGUCUAAUAUCGACCGGGUACGUUUAAGUAUAUUUACCGUACCCGGGGUACAUGUAAGUAUACUUAACGGUACCCGGGGUACAUGAAAGUAGUACCCGAGCCGACAAUAACCAAUCGAGCCUCAAUAACGUGACAGCAAAUUGAUCAAUUCUAAUGAAUGUUUAUACAUUUAUCUCUCAUAUCCAGGGCUUGAACAUGGGAUGGGUGUGGUCAAUGUGACUGUUACUAAAUAUAUCGGCCGUGCUCUGUGAAAAAGGGGUUUAAUGCUUGUGCCUGAAGUGUCUUCCCAUAUAAGCCUGUGCAGUCCGCACAGGCUCAUAAAGGAUGGUAUAUUUCGUUUCAAGAAAGUGUCUUCUUAGCAAAAAUCAAGUUUAGGCAGAAAGUGUCGUCCCUGAUUAGCCUGUGUGGACUAAUCUGGGAUAAAACUUUACGCAUAUGCAUUAAACCUCCUUUUCACAGAUCGAGGCUCAUAUGUUAAAGGGGCCUUUUCACAGAUAUUAACGUGUUUUUUAGUUUGUCAUUAAAUACUGUAUAUUGAUAAAUGGUAACAUUGGAUCUUAAACGCUCCAGUAAAAAAAAAACAAGAAUACGAGACAAAAAAUAAAAACAGUAACCCUCGAACAUAGGUCGAGCGCUCUGACCUCUGCCAUAUUCAAGUAGGUUUCUGCUAGCUCGUGUCUAUAAUACUACAAUGAAGGCUGUCUGAAUAGUACCAUAUUCAAGUAGGUUUCUGCUAGCUCGUGUCUAUAAUACUACAAUGAAGGCUGUCUGAAUAGUACCAUAUUCAAGUAGGUUUCUGCUAGCUCAUGUCUAUAAUACUACAAUGAAGGCUGUCUGAAUAGUACCAUAUUCAAGUAGGUUUCUGCUAGCUCGUGUCUAUAAUACUACAAUGAAGGCUGUCUGAAUAGUACCAUAUUCAAGUAGGUUUCUGCUAGCUCAUGUCUAUAAUACUACAAUGAAGGCUGUCUGAAUAGUACCAUAUUCAAGUAGGUUUCUGCUAGCUCAUGUCUAUAAUACUACAAUGAAGGCUGUCUGAAUAGUACCAUAUUCAAGUAGGUUUCUGCUAGCUCAUGUCUAUAAUACUACAAUGAAGGCUGUCUGAAUAGUACCAUAUUCAAGUAGGUUUCUGCUAGCUCGUGUCUAUAAUACUACAAUGAAGGCUGUCUGAAUAGUACCAUAUUCAAGUAGGUUUCUGCUAGCUCGUGUCUAUAAUACUACAAUGAAGGCUGUCUGAAUAGUACCAUAUUCAAGUAGGUUUCUGCUAGCUCAUGUCUAUAAUACUACAAUGAAGGCUGUCUGAAUAGUACCAUAUUCAAGUAGGUUUCUGCUAGCUCAUGUCUAUAAUACUACAAUGAAGGCUGUCUGAAUAGUACCAUAUUCAAGUAGGUUUCUGCUAGCUCAUGUCUAUAAUACUACAAUGAAGGCUGUCUGAGUAGUACCAUAUUCAAGUAGGUUUCUGCUAGCUCGUGUCUAUAAUACAACAAUGAAGGCUGUCUGAAUAGUACCAUAUUCAAGUAGGUUUCUGCUAGCUCGUGUCUAUAAUACUACAAUGAAGGCUGUCUGAAUAGUACCAUAUUCAAGUAGGUUUCUGCUAGCUCAUGUCUAUAAUACUACAAUGAAGGCUGUCUGAAUAGUACCAUAUUCAAGUAGGUUUCUGCUAGCUCAUGUCUAUAAUACUACAAUGAAGGCUGUCUGAAUAGUACCAUAUUAAAGUAGGUUUCUGCUAGCUCAUGUAUAUAAUACUACAAUGAAGGCUGUCUGAGUAGUACCAUAUUCAAGUAGGUUUCUGCUAGCUCAUGUCUAUAAUACUACAAUGAAGGCUGUCUGAAUAGUACCAUAUUCAAGUAGGUUUCUGCUAGCUCACGUCUAUAAUACUACAAUGAAGGCUGUCUGAAUAGUACCAUAUUCAAGUAGGUUUCUGCCAGCUCGUGUCUAUAAUACUACAAUGAAGGCUGUCUGAAUAGUACCAUAUUCAAGUAGGUUUCUGCUAGCUCAUGUCUAUAAUACUACAAUGAAGGCUGUCUGAAUAGUACCAUAUUCAAGUAGGUUUCUGCUAGCUCGUGUCUAUAAUACUACAAUGAAGGCUGUCUGAAUAGUACCAUAUUCAAGUAGGUUUCUGCUAGCUCGUGUCUAUAAUACUACAAUGAAGGCUGUCUGAAUAGUACCAUAUUCAAGUAGGUUUUCUACUCGCAUAAGCCCAAGACCAACCAACGAUAUUUAAUAACAGUAACAAUUCGUCUUUGUUUAUUUUGGCAAUCUUCAAAUUCGAAUGUAAGAUUAAAGAGACUAAAGAAAGAUUCGACUUACACGAAUGUUUGCGACAAAAUUAAAAUCGGCUAGUUAGAUGCCUAUGGAAGCGCAUAUGGUACACCCUGAUGCGUUGAUGAUUUUAACAUUCUAUGACGGCAUGAUAUGAAAAAGGUGUCAUGGCGUAAAAAAUAACUCAUCGUGUCGACUAAAACUAUGACGGCAAGUCAUUUUCACAAGAGCAUGACGCCAAAAUAUAUGUUGCUUUGUCGACUUAGAUCAUGUCGAUCAAAUAUUUUUUCGGGAAAAAGCCGGAAACAUUUACGUCGAGACUUUAACUUAAUGUCGUUAUGGCGAGUAAACUUAAGAGGGAAAAACCUACAAAACUAUGACGACAAAUCAUGUCAUGUUAUGUCAUAGUAAGUCGAUAUAAACUAAACCGACACGACCAUAGUAUUGGGGUGUACCAUAUUCUAUGACGGCAUGAUAUGAAAAAUGGGUCAUGGCGUAAAAAAUAGCUCAUCGUGUCGACUAAAACUAUGAUGGCAAGUCAUUUUCACAAUAGCAUGACGCAAAAAUUAUGUUGCUUUGUCGACUUAGAUCAUGUCGACCAAAUAUUUGUUCGGGAAAAGCCGGAAACAUUAACGUCGAGACUUUAACUUAAUGUCGUUAUGGCGAGUACAAUUAAGAGGGAAAGACCUACAAAACUAUGACGACAAACCAUGCUAUUUCACAGUCAAUCGAUAUAAAUUAAUCCGGCAUGACCAUAUUAUUGGGAUGUACCAUAUACGCUUCCGUAAUUUCACAGUAAGUCGAUAUAAAUUAAUACGGCAUAGCCAUAUUAUUGGGGUGUACCAUAUACGUUUCCGUAGAUGCCAAAGCAAUAACCACGUGUUGAUACAAGUAUAUCGGUUAAACGACGUGAUAAGUUUACAUUUCGGAAUUCCAUCUUAAAUUUUAUCGUUCGAUUUAAAAGAGACUACUAUGGAUCUGACUAACAUACAUAUUUACGACAAAAUUCUGAACUGCUGGUUAGAUGCCAUAGCGAUUAACACGUGUUGUUCUAUUUGGCAUAACGACGAGAUGAGGUAUACAUGGUGAAAUGCUAAUAUUAUAAAGGAUUUUCUGAAAAUGGGAAUGUGCGGAAUUUCCGUAGCAGUUUCCCAAUAACACGUAGAGAGUGUACGGGUUUUCCCCAGGUCGCUCCAUUGCGCAAUGCCAGGUCAACGUUUUGACCGGAAAACCGCUUUUGUUCAUUUACGAAAUGUAUCUUUGUAUUUUGUGAAAUGGCUGUAACUAGCCUGCUGUACGUUUACUGUUCCCUCGUCGUUAUUCUUUAAACACAUCCUGCAUUAACCCAUCUAUGCCUAGCGUCUAGAAACAAAGGACUUGGCAAACAGCGUAGACCCAGAUGAGACGCCGCAUGAUGCGGCGUCUCAUCAGGGUCUGCGCUGUUUGUUUAAAGGAAAUUAUGUAAGAAAUAUUAUAAAUAUGAAAAUAAGUAUACUAGACAUCCCUAAUUUUGGAAAUAAAUUGAUCCAAUUUAAAAGGAUGGGAGAGUCCACUAGGCAUAAAUGGGUCAAGAGUAACUCUACUGCCACACUUUAUCGUCAUUUACCGAAUACUUACCAAUAUGCUGACUUAUUGACAACUUUGCCUCGUGAAUAUUAUCGUACUCACUUCUGAAAGAGAUGUUAUUACGAAUACCGUACUGUAUAGUUUUUUUCGACGGAUAUUGUUCUCUUGCUUGAAAGCUUGUACGAAUGGGCAUGAAUUUCCUGAUGAUUCAACACCUUGUUUGCGACCACAGACUAGCGUAGUUCACUAUAACUAUUUCGUGACUUUCUCGUUAUGCGUUAUAUUGUCAUAAUGCAGUGGCUGGCUCGUCCUUAUUGUAACAAAAUUAUUGUUAUGCCUGUAGCAUUAUCAUUUUCCUAUGUUUUUGAACGCCCCUAUAAGCUUUGCAUGUAUACUAUGAAAAAGGUUUUACUUUCUCCAUAGAAAUAUUUGUGUUUAACAAGUAAGCACUGUCUGCGGAAUUUUCGUCCUUUAUAGCUUACCCAUUCGCCAAUCUCUUUGAAGGACUUCACACUGAUCUCACACACUGAUCUCCGAUCACCUAGACCAGUUCCUGGGUCACUGGAGGAACCUUUUUUGAAUUUUCGACCAUGAUAUUUCUUUUAAGCCUUCAAAAUGAAUAUGAGUUUUUUGUACAUGUUAGAAAUGAACUAUAUUGUCUUGUCAUGUUUUUAGAUGUUACAUUCUUACAAGAUGCCUCUGUAUAAAUGAAAGCGUGCUUUGGACGUAAACCUAUUGAAAAUUGAAUUAAGUACAUUUCUCUUUAAAAAAAAUCUCUGAAAAAGCACACGUUUUCUUCUACGCUGAAUACAGCGCGCGGUAAGGAGAGUAUCCUGCUUGCUUUCAUGAAGGAUAUUAGAGCCCAAUAUUUGCAGAAAACAAAUACUCUUUUUAUUCUUUCAGCGUGCGGAGAGCCGCCAAUGGUGAUGAGCUGUUCUGCACUAUUUGCUCUGAAACGUGCCAUUGAAGCUGCACGAAAGGACAUUGGCCGAGACACGGACUACUUCCCCUUAGGUGCACCGGCUACAGUGGAAUACUGUCAGAUGGCAUGUUAUACCGACCCGUCACAGUUCGUUCUGAUUUAAAUGCGCAUCUACAAAUCACGAAAAACAGGCGUAUAAUGUACAGAAAUGACCGGGUCGAAACACACUACGAAUGUUGCCAUGUGUACUUCAAAUGAUGUGGCCGGGACUUGCGAUUUAUAAUAUGUUAACUCUUUUUAAAUUUCCUUGUUCAAGAUGCUUGAUAAACAACUGUUACCUUUGACAAUGCUGAAAAAUAAUAAAUUACGGAAAUCCCGUUGGGACAAGUGAAUAUAUACUAAUAAUAUAUGCUGACUGGUAUAAUGAAAGUUGAGUUGUUGUGGUCAAAAGCAUUUUGAGGCUACAUGAUUUAACAAUUCUUCUGCAGUUGUUGCCUUAACCGAAUAGUUUGUGUUUGUAGUCUUUAAUUAUGUUGUGCAAUAUUUCAAAAUAUGCAAUGAUUGUUGAUAUUUUAUUUUUUCGUUUUUGUGAACGUAUUUCUUUUGCUAUGAUUAUUGUUGAAUUGUCAUGGAUAUUGGUGAGCAAUUUCAAAACCGCACAAAGUGCUCACCUUGUAAUGUAUUUCAGCAGCGUUAUGGGAAAACCGGACUUAAUGCAUGUGCGUAAAAUAUCGUCCCAUAUUAGGCUGAGCAGUCAGCACAGGCUACACUUUCCGAAUAUAUGGAAUGUUUCGUUUAAACGUAUUGUCUUCAAAGGAAAAUCCAGGCUAGGCGGAAAGUUUGAACCAGAUGAGCUUGUGCGGAUUUCACAGGCUAAUCUGGGACGACACUUUGCGCACGCGCAUUGCGCCCGGUCUAUACAGAGUGCUGCUCAUUAUUAUGUUAGAGGUAAGUUCGUUCUGCUAUUACAUGAAAAAUAAAAUGUGACAUAAAUAUUAUUAGAAAAUGUAAAUGACUUUACUAUGCUCAUAAAUGUUCAAGAAUUUGGACUGGGCUGUUUUAACCCAUUUAUGUCUAGAGUCUAGAAAAAGGCAUUGACAAGCAGCAUAGACCCAGACGAGACGCCGCAUCAUGCGGCGUCUUAUCAGGGUCUGCGCUGUUUGCUUAAAGGAAUUUCUGUAAGAAAUAUUCUAAAUAUAGAAACAAAUAUAUUAGACAUCCCUCACUUUGGAAAUAAAUUGAUCCAAUUUAGAAGGAUGGGAGAGUCCACUAGGCAUAAAUGGGUUUAGAUUGAAUCGUGAACUUUUUUCAAUGCUGAGAUUGAUUUAUCGCCAUUGACCUGUGAUAAUAAAUGCCAAUUAUAUAA
Molecule: messenger RNA, 10814 nt
Organism: Dreissena polymorpha
Lineage: Eukaryota; Metazoa; Mollusca; Bivalvia; Myida; Dreissenidae
Exons: 39
Coding region: 115-3960 (1281 amino acids)
Molecular function (GO): 2 iron, 2 sulfur cluster binding; iron ion binding; oxidoreductase activity
Source: RefSeq, a predicted model, not a curated record